AUGUCCUCUAUCGUUGAUGCUACCCGUGAACGUACUGUACAUGUCGCUGAAGAGUCCAGACGAGCUUUCUAUUCUCGCUCUUACCUCUACCCUCCGCUAGGGGUCCUCUAUCUUGCCCGUCGUCCGACUUUAUGGCCUCCUGUUCUCUCGCGACUUUUACCCUGCCUUGGACUCAGUGUCGCUGUUCUAGUACCCAUGUUUAUCUUCACUUAUAUACCGCAAGCUGCCGUCCUGUCGUUUACUGAUGGACCGCUUGCUGGACCUAUUAGUGCAGUUGUUCUCGUGCUGUCGGAGUCGUCUAUAAUCAUCAACACGCUUGCAAGGGCCUUCCUACUCGAACAGGCACUGUACGAUGUAUUCGACGCAACGCUUGUAUGUGAAGGUCAAGAAGCACUUGUUUCUCGGGGCAGAGAGGUGCGUCCUGGCAAGAAAUCCGAGGGGGCAAAGAAGCUUGGGAAGAUGCUCACGAAGCCGCUGCAAAAAUUCUCUCCCGCUGGAAUUGCACAAUAUCUGUUUAUGCUUCCGCUCAACCUGAUCCCUGUUGUCGGAACGGCCGUCUUCUUGAUCCUUCAAGGUCGAAAAAUAGCCCCGAGCUACCAUGCACGAUAUUAUCAGCUCAAGGAAUUCGAUGACGCCCGCAGAGAGUACUUCAUAAAGGAAAACAAAGGUGGUUAUGUCGCAUUUGGUACGAUGGCUAUGAUCAUGAAUCUCAUUCCCGUCGCAUCGAUAUUCUUCACUUUCACCUCGACCGUAGGUGCUGCGCUUUGGGCUUCUGAAAUGGAAAAGAAAGCCAAAUAUCCGGGGCAGACGGUAGACAUUACGGGAGAGGAAGCUGGAAAUGCUCAAGGCAGGAAAGGAAUUUAAUCCUUCAUCGCAAUUUUCUGUCGUUCUAAAGAAACACCCGCAUUUUUGGGUUCCGUAGAACUC
This is a messenger RNA of Fomitiporia mediterranea MF3/22, 927 nucleotides long. RefSeq lists its product as uncharacterized. Bases 1 to 864 code for a protein of 287 amino acids. Gene Ontology annotation, cellular component: lipid droplet; prospore membrane; ascospore wall. The record is from RefSeq and is a predicted model, not a curated record. The transcript has 3 exons. Lineage: Eukaryota; Fungi; Basidiomycota; Agaricomycetes; Hymenochaetales; Hymenochaetaceae.